Penicillium cinerascens is the source of this 270-nucleotide messenger RNA. RefSeq lists its product as uncharacterized. The transcript has 3 exons. Bases 1 to 270 code for a protein of 89 amino acids. The record is from RefSeq and is a predicted model, not a curated record. Lineage: Eukaryota; Fungi; Ascomycota; Eurotiomycetes; Eurotiales; Aspergillaceae.
AUGGCAUUUAAGAAUAAGGCUCCCCGUUUGGGAUGGCUAGCAGCAGACUCAUUUGCUGACCGAGGAGAUGCUGCGACACAACUGUUCAAUACAUCCGCCAGCAACCCUCAUCACACCGGUACCAAUUUCAUAUUCAUUCGUGAAGACAUAUACACUGAGGCUUUCCCGGUCUUCAUUGGAAAGUACCCGAGCAUUUCCACCGUAUAUCUGCCACCCGAUGGGCCCAUAGCCUUCACUUUGCAUGCAGAGCUAGGAGAGGCAACGGCUUGA